Molecule: messenger RNA, 984 nt
Organism: Rhopalosiphum maidis (corn leaf aphid)
Lineage: Eukaryota; Metazoa; Arthropoda; Insecta; Hemiptera; Aphididae
Exons: 1
Coding region: 56-973 (305 amino acids)
Source: RefSeq, a predicted model, not a curated record
UUUGAAUACUUCACAACAAACAUUUUCAAGCAUAGAAGAUGGAAAUAUAUUAAAAAUGAAUUACUCAAACAAUAAACAGAGCGAUAUAAUAUUUAUAUGUAGGGACCCCAAUUAUUUUCAACAUGAAAAUGAUACUUCAAAAUCAAAUACUAGUUUAAUAAGUAACAUGUCAAGUCAAAAAGGAUCACAUAACAGGGGAGAAAAAAAAACUAGUGAUAGAAAUACAAAUUCAAUUUAUUUUGAAAAUGAUUUAAAAAAAGUAAAAUACAAAAUAACAGGUUUAAAAAAACGACCAAUUCCAACUAAAAAAGAAAAGAGUACUAUUGUUUUAAAACAAAGUUUAAGUGAAAAGCUUAAAAAAAAUAUUUCACUCUUCAAAAAGAAUAAGUGGUUUAAAAAGUCAAUAACAAGUCAAUCAGUUAACAACAAUACAUCAAACAAAAAACAAAUUAAUUACAAUAUUCAGAAAUCAACUUCAGAAUCAUUGACUAGGAUCAAUAAAACUUUCAAUAUUUUAUUUUCUGAUUUUGAUAUGACAUCACAAACACAAAUAACAAUGAAGCAUAAUCAAAGUAAGAACAUGCAUCAUAAUGAAAUAGAAGAUUCAAGUUUAGAGUAUAACCCAACAGACGAAAACAAUGUGAACAGUUGGAAUGUGGAAUCACAGAAUAAUAACAAAGAAGAGGAUAGCAUAUCAUAUAUUAAUUCUUCGACAAAAUCCUCUAAUAAACUAAAUGAUUAUGAUCAUAAAAUAAAUGAAUCGAGUAUUUUCCGUUCAAGUUUGCCCACAUUUAGUGACACUAGCAUUUCGUCAUCAAAUUCAACAAUGAAUUCUGAUAAAUUAAUUUCUAUUCAACAAAAAUUUAUAAGUUGGUCAUAUGAUAGUUCCAAUCUAAUUGAUAAUGAAGAAAACUACACAAAGCAAAAUGGAACUGUAGUAUUCAACAACACACUUUCAAAGGAGUACAAUUAAUUUUAUAAGAA